AUCAUCAGGGUUGAAAGAAGGAAUAUGUGGAAAGAAAAAAAAAUAUCGUUUUCUUCUCAGAUAUUUCUUUUCUUAUCUCAGGUGCUUAGUACAGCUCCAUAAAAGACAAUUGACUCUGUACCCUCUUGGCUUCCAUGAAGAGAAUGAAAAAAAUGAUCUGGAAGCAAACAUAGUGGAAUUGUUGGAUGUGAAAGUCCAUAAAGAAAAUGAACAUGAUGAAUUUUCUGUCCAGGCUAAGGAAGACAUUUACUUAUUCCGAAUACCUGCCUCAAGCCUAAGCAGACCAAUGGAGGAUGUCAUUGAGAUGAGAGACAGAUGGGUCACCCUAAUAAACCAAUAUUGUACACACUCUCUGACUCAUUCAGACCAUCAGUCUGAAUUUCAGGAUGGAAGUUCCUGUGUAGAGACUAGCCUAACCUCCAAACAUAAGAUCAAUAAAGAUGGAACAGACAUAUUUCCAGAAGGAAAGGAGAGAGAACUGGUGUCUUUGCUGGCUUCAGCUUCUUCCAUGACCUCACUGAGUAUGGUUCCAACUUCCUGUUGUGAGUCAGAAUCUCAAAGGAGAACCUCAGUGGGACAGGAUAUGGCAAGUGUACCCCAACCUUGUCUCUCUGUAGUCAAGGGAGGCCUAUCUCCCCCUGCCAGCCUUCCAGCUACUAAUUCCAUUCCAGCCACUGAAAGAACAAAAGCUUUUCACUGGGAUAUUGUUCCUCAUGACAAAAUUCAAAAAUCCAUCUGGGCAACAUGUGACCUCCAAAAGAGAAAAAUCGAUGUGACAAGACUCUAUGACCAGUUCCACACUCUGAAUACCCCUGUGAUGUUGAACAAUGAUUUAUUAGGGAAGCAACACCUUCUUUUAGAUCACAAAGUUGCCCACAACUUUAGUAUCUUCCUCAGACAUUUUCACUUCAAACCCAAGGAGCUCCAAGGAAGAUUGUAUGUUCUUCAGGAAGAAACUGGUGGACUUGCCUAUGAGCAUAUCAUAACACUAAGAAGAUAUGUGCCAACAAUAAAAGACAUUGAAAUGUACCAGUCUUAUCAGGGAUCCCCUUCAGAACUACAUCUUGUUGACCAGUUUAUGUUAGAGAUGUGUAAAAUUCCUCAUUUAGGCCAACGGUUGGAGCUCUUGCUUAUGAUAAGAGAAUUUCCAGGGUAUGUGAAAGAUCUUCAGCCGCUAUUAAACCAGAAAAUCCAAGCAUGCCAACAGCUGAAAGCCAGCCAGAUGUUUGUGGCUAUAUUAGAAUAUCUCUUAGCCAUCGGUAACUACUUAAAUGAGAAAGCCGGGAAAGAGAAAGCCAGAGGAUUUAGAUUAUCUUCUCUUUCUAAAUUGUCCCUGCUUCGAGGUAAGGAGAAGAAAUUCACGUUGGUUCAUGCCCUUGCGGAACAGAUCCUCUUACACCAGCCCCAUUUGGCCAAGUUUCCUCAGGAACUGACAGAAUUUGAAGCUGCUCCUGGAGCAUCUAUCAAAGGCCUCAAUGCUGAAGUGGAUGUUUUAAAGAAAGAAUUAGAAAAAAUUAUUCAGUACAAGAAGAUUCUUAAACCUAAGAACCUCCGCCCUUCGGAGCAGGAGAGCCAGUUUCACCAAGAUCUUAAGGACCUAAUUCAGAAGUAUGAAGGGGACCUUUCUCAGCUGUCAAAAAGAUGUGAUGAAAUGAAGAAACUCUAUGGUGACAUUCUGGAGCAGUUUGGGGAACGACCAGACCAGGACUCUCAAGAACUCUUUGGAUGGAUCUCUACCUUUGUUAGAGAAUUCAGAAAAGCCCAAGCAGACCUGGACCUUCAGGUGUCAAAGUAGCAGUCAAAACAACUCCUUCAUCUUCUCUUCCUCCUGGGCCUGUUAUUGCUGGAUAAUCUGUUAGUGCUUCUGAUUUAUCUGUGCUGUUUAUGAAAAUGUUCCUAACAUGGUACCAUAUUUCCCCAUAGUAACAAAAAUUAGAGAUGAAUCUCAUCAAUGAACCAGAAGAGGCCAUCUCUCUCUCUCUCUCUCUCUCUCUCUCUCUCUCUCUCUCUCUCUCUCUCUCUCUCUCUCUCUCUGUCUCUCUCUCUGUCUCUCUCUCUGUCUCUGUCUCUCUGUCUCUGUCUGUCUCUCUCUCUCUCUUCAGGAAGUUCUUGUAACUAGUUGUGGUUAUUUAGGAUUUACACUAUGCUGGACUCUAUGUGGGUUGAGACUCAGUGUAUAAUUAUCAAAGUAGUAUUUAGCUUACCAUCACCCCAAUUUUCAAGACCCCUUAGUAUUACUAUUCUUUAGACCAAAACUUCCCACCCCCAUAAAACUUUUAGUUUUCCUGACCUAUUUUCAAAAGCCUUGAGAAGAGUUUACCUGUACCCUGCGAAGAAAGCCAAACUAUAAGAUAAGCUGAAGGAGGGAAAGUGUAGUGAGUUUCAAAAGUAUCAUUAUGAUCCCAGCCUGGGAAUGCCAUGAUAGUCAUGGGUUUUUCUUGAUCAUGGGGUCUUUAGGGGUAUGUAAUGUCAAAAAUCACACGCUCAAGACUUGAAAUGUCACAACUCUCCCCGAUCCCCUUCUGUAGGAUUGAACAGAGGGGAGGAGGAGCGUCUUACGUCAGAAUUAUUAUAAAGGUCUAUAAUUGUACCUAGAAGAGAGGACAUUUUUGUCCCAAGAAAGUCCCUUGUGUGGGCAGAAUACAUUUUCCUCAACCACCCCUUUCCUUCUGUCCUCUGUUUUCUCCUAAUAAAGCAGCUUUUCUCUGCCAGCAUCUUAUCAAGUCUCCUGUCUGCUCAUUAGAGUGAUUUCUGGGGGUACAAGCAUCCCCAAAAUUCCACUCCACACAAGCUCUAAAGAAAGUAACCUUAGAGGCUUCUCAUAUUGGACCAAGAGAAAAACACUGCAUAAUUACUGCCUUUGGUUAUUUGAAGGCUUUGGGAUCAUAUAGAAGAGUGAUUAGACACAUUCUUCUUGAACUCAGG
Monodelphis domestica (gray short-tailed opossum) is the source of this 2925-nucleotide messenger RNA. RefSeq names its product formin-H-like. NCBI's taxonomy places the organism in Eukaryota, Metazoa, Chordata, Mammalia, Didelphimorphia, Didelphidae. The record is from RefSeq and is a predicted model, not a curated record.